Messenger RNA from Salarias fasciatus (jewelled blenny), 1930 nucleotides. It is a transcript of the gene hccsb, whose product is annotated as holocytochrome c synthase b. Gene Ontology annotation, molecular function: holocytochrome-c synthase activity. Gene Ontology annotation, biological process: cytochrome c-heme linkage. The record is from RefSeq and is a predicted model, not a curated record. Gene Ontology annotation, cellular component: mitochondrion. The coding region runs from base 98 to 976 and encodes 292 amino acids. The transcript is spliced from 9 exons. Lineage: Eukaryota; Metazoa; Chordata; Actinopteri; Blenniiformes; Blenniidae.
UUGUGUAAACACGUUUGUGUCCGUCUGGUUGACAUUGGGACAAUCGAGCGCAGAACUAGUCUAUCCUCCGUCUUCUACAACAGAGGGACCGGGCAGGAUGGGCGCCUCUGUUUCCGCACCGGCUGCUCCUACGGUCAGGGCUGAGGCCAUGGUGGCUGUUCCUCCUCAGGGCUGCCCCAUGCACCAAGAAGCGCCUCCUAUCAAAGUGUCUCCACCUUCAGAGUGUCCCAUGCAUCAAGCUCAGCCCGUCAAAGUAUCUCCUCCUUCUGAGUGCCCCAUGCAUCAAGCUCAGACAGUGUCUCCUCCGUCAGAGUGUCCAAUGCACAAAGCAGAAGCCGGGCCCGUCCACCAGGACCGGGCCUACGAGUUUGUGGAGUGUCCCAUGAAAGCCGGAUUGAAGGGCGACAUCGACCCAGCAAACAUGAUGCCUCCUCCAAACCAGACUCCGGCUCCCGACCAGCCCUUCGAGCUGUCCCUCAAGCGAGAGGAGUCCACCAUUCCCCGUCACGGAGCAGAGAAGAACUGGGUCUACCCGUCCGAGCAGAUGUUCUGGAACGCCAUGCUGCGCAAAGGGUGGCGCUGGCGUGACGACGACCUGGCGGCUGACGACAUGACCAACAUCAUCAAAAUCCACAACCGGAACAACGAGCAGGCCUGGGAGGAGAUCCUGAAGUGGGAGGCUUUGCACGCAGGGGAGUGUCCGUGCGGUCCCACCCUGAAGAGGUUUGGAGGGAAGGCUAAGGAGUUCUCCCCCCGGGCCCGUCUGCGCCACUGGAUGGGCUACGAGCUGCCGUUCGACCGUCACGACUGGAUCAUCGACCGCUGCGGGAAGGAGGUCCGCUACAUCAUCGACUACUACGACGGGGAGAUCAAGGAGAACUACCAGUUCUCCAUCCUGGACGUACGCCCCGCCUUUGACUCUUUAGACGCCGUGUGGGACCGCAUGAAGGUGGCCUGGUGGCGCUGGACCUCGUAAAGGAAGAAACACACACACACACACACACACGGACUGCAGGAGCUCUCAUUUCAACUCUGUGAAAACCCAUGAAGAAAACAGAGACGCCGAGUUUCAUCUUCAUUCUGAUUGUAGGGAAGAGCUUGAAGAAAACAGUUCAGUUCGCUCCAGAAUAAACUCCAAGAUGCUUCUUUGUCUUCCUUCCAUCCUCAGAUUGUCGUAACCUCUGCUGCAGGAAUGUUACUCAUCUCAAACAGGAAGCAGGCUGAGAGUUUGGUAGCUUUAUCAUGUUAAAUGAGGAUUUUCAACUCGAUUUACUGUUUAGUUUCACUGAUUUAGAAGCGAGUGCCGUGGGUUUGCGUGGGUCAAGGCGCCACCCAGGAUCCUCCUGCCUCUUUUAACAGUAACAGCUAACGGUUCGAUCAAACCUUUCAUGAGUCCAGAUGAUUUAACAGUUUGAACUAAUGAACACAGGUGAAUGUGUUGUGACUAGUACAGUAAAAUAAAACCGUGACAGAGCCACUGCAUUUCUGAAGCCUCUCACAUGUGUAUAUGUGUUCAUUGUCACACACUCCCAGCCCCGGCAGUGAUGGGUCUUGCUGCUUUCAUGUAACCAUAUUCAUAUCAGUGUGUGUGAAGGAGCUGGCAGGGUUCGAACGCGCCCAGAUUGACAAUCGCAGCGUUGUCAUUGCUAUUUGUAACGGCUUCAUGAGGGUCAGAGGUCAGCGCUCAAGUGCUGUAUUUACUGUCAGCACCACUGUGGCAGAGAUUCAGGAAGAGGAGGCUCUGUUCUGUAUUUUUCCGCUCUGCUAUCCUCUGUGCGGUAAAGCUUUGGUGCAUGGAUCUGCUUUUGUAUUUAUUGUUUUAGGAAUUUUUUUUUCUUUUCUUCUUCCUGUGGUCAAUCACGACCUCAUAGAAAUGGUUGUAUCUAAAAGAAUGAGUUAAAAGUGAAUAAAGCUGUCCUCUCUGACCUGU